Molecule: messenger RNA, 1521 nt
Organism: Cucurbitaria berberidis CBS 394.84
Lineage: Eukaryota; Fungi; Ascomycota; Dothideomycetes; Pleosporales; Cucurbitariaceae
Product: glycoside hydrolase family 28 protein
Exons: 5
Coding region: 1-1521 (506 amino acids)
Biological process (GO): pectin catabolic process
Cellular component (GO): extracellular region
Molecular function (GO): polygalacturonase activity
Source: RefSeq, a predicted model, not a curated record
AUGCGAGCAAACGGCAUUUCUACCAUACUGGCGCUUGCCAUUGCAGGACACGCUGCUGUCCUACCUGAGCGUGCAGCACCUACGUGCACCCAAGAUGCCUGUCUUGAGCUCUUGGAGCUCUUCAGCUUCGUCGCAAAACCAUUCUGCUCUGCCUACACUCGUGCUCCAACUCACACUAUACCCGCAUUCGCCGCACGGUGGGCCACGGCCCCUGCCAAGAUUUCGAGCGCUUGUACAUGCUUGAAUGGCGGAAAGCCAAACACCGCGAUCAGUAGCGCAUCCACAAUCAUCCCAGUAUCAACUUCUUCAGAGACAAUUAUCGCAACUACGAGCGUGAACUCGCCAUCACAGUCGCCUCACACGCCGACUAUCGCGCCGGCGACUAGCACGACUAUAAACUCAACAUCUCAAUCAGCUUCUACCUCCGCGAAUGCGUCAGCAACUACACCUGCAUCCACCGAUGCUUGCCACGUAACAACAUAUACAGCAAUUCCGGCUGCUACCGCGGCUUGCACUUCCAUCAUCCUCGAUGGCAUCACUGUUCCUGGAAACUCGACCAUCGACCUUUCGAAAUUGAGGACUGGAACCAAAGUAACUUUCAAGGGAACGACCUUCUGGGACUAUUUCGAUGCAAACUACCCAUUAAUCAAGGUCGGAGGCACGAACAUCGAGAUUACAGCCACAGAGGGUGCUGUUCUCGACGGCAACGGCCAGUCAUGGUGGGAUGGUCUCGGUAGCAAUGGGGGCAUUGCUAAACCUAAUCACUUCAUCGAGCUCACUAAAGUCCUUGGGUCUAGUUCUGUCCACGACAUAUACAUCCAGAACUACCCCGUUCACUGCUUUACGAUCAGCAAUAGUGCUGGGAUUGAUAUCUAUCAUAUUACGCUGAAUAACAGUGCUGGUUAUGCACCAAAUGCCCGCUCUAACGGCUUGCCUGCUUCACACAACAGCGACGGCUUUGACUUAGCAAGUACCAACGACACCAAAGUACGCGACAGCGUAGUCAUUAACCAAGAUGACUGUGUCGCUGUUACUAGUGGCAACAACAUCCUCGUCAACAACAUGUACUGUAACGGUAGCCAUGGUCUCUCCAUCGGCUCUGUUGGUGGGAAGUCAAACAACAACGUCACCAACAUCUCAUUCACCAAUUCUGUUGUCCUUAACUCCGAGAAUGGUGCACGCAUCAAGAGUAACUCCAACACUACUGGGCUCAUUUCCAACAUCCUUUUCGAGAAUAUCCGCGUCGAAAACAUAUCAAUCUACGGCAUUGAUAUCCAGCAGGACUAUCUGAAUGGCGGUCCAACCGGCAACCCCACUAAUGGAGUCAUUAUCAAAGAUAUCACGAUACGAAAUAUCACUGGAACUGCUACAGAUAAGGGGAGGGACUACUAUAUUCUUUGUGGAGCAGGCAGCUGCAGUAACAUCACCAUCAACGAUGUCGAUGUGAGGGGUGGGGGUGUGCCCAGUGCUUGUAAUUUCCGGACGAAUGGAAACUUCGAUUGUGACGGUCACUUUGUCUAG